Messenger RNA from Carassius carassius (crucian carp), 1473 nucleotides. RefSeq lists its product as uncharacterized. The coding region runs from base 1 to 1221 and encodes 406 amino acids. The transcript is spliced from 7 exons. The record is from RefSeq and is a predicted model, not a curated record. NCBI's taxonomy places the organism in Eukaryota, Metazoa, Chordata, Actinopteri, Cypriniformes, Cyprinidae.
AUGACGCGGCACACCCGCUUUCUGGAGAAACCACGUGACUUGGGAGGUUUGAUAUGUCCAUCCAUCAGUGCACUGAAUCAAUGUUGUUGUAGUUCAGACGCGAUCAGAAGCGACAUCAGUAUGAUGAAUAAUACCUUCAUUUUUGGGGUUUUAUUACUCGUGAACGGUGUGUUUGGUGUUGAAGCAGAUGAAGUGUCCGUAUCAGUGAUGGAGGGAGAUUCAGUCACUCUACACACUGGUGUUACUGAAGUACCGAAGGAUAGUGACAUAAUAUGGAAGUUUAAUGAUGAAAUCAUAGCUAAAAUGAAUGAAGCAGAUGCAACUCCCUCUACGUUAGAUGGCCCUGGUGCAAUAUUUAAAGACAGACUGAAGCUGGACAAACAGACUGGAUCUCUGACCAUCACAGACAUCAGAACUGAACACAUUGGACGUUAUAGUGUAGACAUCAGGGGCAUAAAUGCAAAAUUGAAGACAUUUAAAGUUACUGUUCAUGAUGUUGUGGAGUCAGUGUCAGUGAUGGAGGGAGAUUCUGUCACUCUACACACUGGUGUUACUGAAAUACAGGGAUCUGAUCAGAUUGUGUGGAAGUUUGGAGAUCAACAAGUUAACGGAUUAAACAGCCCUGAUGAUGCAAAAUGGAGAAACAUUCAUCUGAAAGAUCAGACCUCAGACCUCGUCAUCAGCAGCAUCCAAAGCGAACAGACUGGAGUUUAUAAAGUGGAGAUAAACACCAUCAACAAGGUCUUGCACAGAAAAUACAAAAUUGCUGUUGGUGUUGGUGUGAAGACAGUAUCAGUGAUGGAGAGAGAUCCUGUCAAUCUAGAUACUGGUGUUCUUGAAAUACAGGGAUAUGAUCUGAUACUGUGGAAGACUGGAGGUAAUAUUGUGGCUGAAAUCAAUAAAAGUGCCAAUAUAUUUGGAUCUAGAGAUGUAGAUGAUUUGAGAUUCGGUGGCAGACUACAUCUAUCUCGUGAGACUGGAGGUCUCAACAUAAGUGACUCCAAAACCACAGACUCUGGAGAUUAUCAUUUACACAUGAGCAACAGCAUACACAACUUACAGAGGACCAUCAGCGUUACUGUCAAGACUUCACCUCAGUCAGGUGCUCCUUCAGGGAUUUGUGGUGCUGGUGUUGGUCUGGUAGUUUGGGUUGUAACUGUGUUUUUUGCUGCAAGAUUUGUAGACAACGAAAUCAAAGGUGUUUCAGUGAAAAUAAAGUGAAUCACUCUCAGGAUCAGGAUGGAAAAAUGAAGAGAAACAACAGUUCAUAAUCACUGUAACAAGAUAAACUUGGGCUUUGCCUGACAUGUUAUUCAGUUUUCAUUUGUUUGUUUUAUGGAUAUAUUUUGACAUAAAUCUUGCUUUUUUUGUCUUAUGCUUGACUACCAGAACAAAAGGGUAAACUGUAAACACCAUAGCCUGAAAUUUUCAAAUCACAAAACCAUCCAUGAAUUUUUCCAGUUAAAUAUAAAA